Tetrapisispora phaffii CBS 4417 is the source of this 1752-nucleotide messenger RNA. RefSeq names its product C48 family peptidase. The transcript has a single exon. Lineage: Eukaryota; Fungi; Ascomycota; Saccharomycetes; Saccharomycetales; Saccharomycetaceae. Gene Ontology annotation, cellular component: nucleus. Gene Ontology annotation, molecular function: deSUMOylase activity. The record is from RefSeq and is a predicted model, not a curated record. Bases 1 to 1752 code for a protein of 583 amino acids. Gene Ontology annotation, biological process: protein desumoylation.
AUGAACCAUUCAACCAUCGAGAGGGCCAGUAGUGUCUCUUCUUACUAUAAUCCAUCAUUUUCCAAGAUUUUUCUCAUUAAUAGUCAAGAUGUUCGAAACCAUCAACGGAGUCGGAUCUCGAGGUAUAGUCGUUACAGUGCACGCCAAAGACCCCAAUCAUCGUCGUACGAAUACAAUACUGCUUCUGAGAUUGCUGAGGAUUUAAAAGUGUCUUUCAAGGCAGCUGGAAAGUACUUUUGGAGGAAACUGCACGCCAGGUACGGCUCAAACACACGACAACAACAGCAGCAGCAGACACAAAAGAGGGAGUGCCUUGCUGAAGAUUUAGAUGCUGCUGAUAGCACCUUUGGAGGCUCGAAGAGACCUAUGUCUGUUUCGCAUGUUUAUUAUAUAUCAAGUAAACGCAGAAAGUUGGAUAGUCCAAACGUUCAGGAUAACAUAGGCGCUCACUCUUUGCCCACGUACUUGUCCAUCGACGUUGUUGAUAGUAGCAGAAAGGACUCGUCGGCAGGAAUCGGUUCAAAAGAUCCAUUCAAGUGGGCAACAUGGUCAGUAUGUUCAAAUCAGGACAAAAAUUGUAACACUAAACACAACUACGCAACCUCAAACUAUGGUUCAGCAUUUAUAUCCAAUAAACAUAGCUCGGAGCCAAAUCAAGCAGUCAAUCCUGAGGAUCCAAUUGAAAAGAAAGAGUUUGCUGACUGUUUAAAGACCAUAUAUGAAGGAAAGAACUUGGUGCGGAGUUUUGACUCUGCAAAGGAGGAUAUCAUGAAGGAUUUGUCUCUCUCAAACAUAGGCAACCACUUGAAUUCAACAACAUCCUUCAAGUUAAGAAUUGCUGGCUUGACAAAACAAUUAAAAGAUAUAAUAGUUCAGAACCAAGAUAAGGAACCUAUAGAUGAUCUGAUUGUCGUUAAAGAAAGAAAGAUAAGCCCUUUAGAAAAGAAACGUAACGAGUUUUAUAGACACGUCGGUGACGUUAAUAAAGCAUUGCUUGACUAUAAGAAAUACACCAAAUCAUAUGCAGAUUUACUGAAGAAACAAAGAGAGGCCAGGAAAGCAUAUUUAUCCAAGAAAUCUCAACAAGAUUUGAUUCCAUCAAUAUCAGCUUCAGACCUAAAUGAAAUCCAGCAAGCAUUUAAUGCGAAUGAUAAUAAACUACUAUCCAAGGGAAACAACUUAGAAGUUUAUGUUCGUGAUUUAAUCACACUUAGACCUGGUGCUUGGCUAAAUGAUACAAUUAUUGAGUUUUUUAUGCAAACUAUUGAAGCAAAUGAUGAAGCUUGUGUGGCUUUUAAUUCAUUCUUCUAUACAACAUUGUCUGAUAGGGGAUAUCCAGGUGUCAGAAGAUGGUUGAAGAGAAAGAAGAAGAAUAUUGACAAUUUGGAUAAAAUAUUUGUACCAGUUAAUUUAAAUAGAUCACAUUGGGCUCUUUGUAUGAUCGAUCUUAAGAAUAAAAGAAUUAUUUACGUGGAUUCUUUAUCUAAUGGUCCAAAUGCUACAAGUUUUGCUAUAUUAAGUGACUUACAACAUUUUGUAUGGGAGGCAAGUGAACAUAAAUAUGGUAAAGAUUUCGAACUUGUCAAUGCAGAUUGUCCACAGCAACCUAAUGGUUUUGAUUGCGGUGUUUUUGUUUGUAUGAAUGCAUUUUAUUUGGAAAAUCACUCCGAAUUAACCUAUAAGCCUUCAGAUGCAUCAAGAAUGAGGCUCCAUAUUGCUAAUUUGAUAUUACAUUCUGUCGAUAAAAAAUAG